Messenger RNA from Panicum virgatum (switchgrass), 5666 nucleotides. RefSeq names its product DNA-directed RNA polymerase I subunit 1. Lineage: Eukaryota; Viridiplantae; Streptophyta; Magnoliopsida; Poales; Poaceae. Bases 386 to 5419 code for a protein of 1677 amino acids. The record is from RefSeq and is a predicted model, not a curated record. Gene Ontology annotation, cellular component: RNA polymerase I complex. Gene Ontology annotation, biological process: DNA-templated transcription. Gene Ontology annotation, molecular function: DNA-directed RNA polymerase activity; DNA binding. The transcript has 21 exons.
GACCCCCGGGCCACUACCUCAACCCUAAACCCUGUGUCUCCCUCUCUCGACGGCGGCGCCGCCCUCCACUCUCCGGCCGGCCCCCUCUCCCUCUCGCCCGCCCACGUCCCUCCAGCGGGCCCCUGCGCAAGCCCGCCGCCUCCGCCGCCACUACCCCUCUCAACGCGCCGCCGCCGCUGCCUCCGACUCGAAAGCGCCGCUGCCGCCGCGCCACGCCGUCGGUCUCCCGGGUCGACAGACAGCCUCCUGCGCCGUCGCCAUCGCGUCCCUCGGUUCGCCGCGGUGCCGCAUCCGACAGACGCUCCGGCUGCCGUCCCUGUAGGUUCGGCCUGCUCGUGCCCUCGGGAAUCCGGCGAGGAGGAAGGGCGCACGCGCGGGGUCUGGCAUGGCCGACUUGCGGGGUAUCGAGGCAACAUCUGAGGAAGUGGAUUCGAUCCACUUCAGCUUCUAUAGUGAUGAUGAAAUUAAGAGGAUCAGUGUUAAAAAGAUCACCAAGUCAGAGCGCCUUGAUGCCAAAAACCAUCCUGUGCCAGGUGGAUUACUUGAUCCUGCAAUGGGACCCAUCAAUGAUAAUGAUACCUGCAAGAGUUGUGGUCAGCAUUCUGGUCGUUGCCCUGGUCACUUCGGUCAUAUUGAGUUGGCAAAACCAUUGUUCAACCCUUUGCUGUUUAUGAGUCUGAGAAACCUUCUCCAUGCCACAUGCUUCCAUUGUCACAAGUUCCGUUUGAACAAUGAACAGGUUGACAGAUAUGCAAAUGAACUUGAACUGUUAGUAAAGGGUGAUGUUGCUCGCGCUAAAAAUUUGGAAGACUCAGGUAAAGAAGCAUCUCUUUCAGAGAAUGAUGAAGACAGUACUGAGGCCACUUCAGGUGAUAAAUCAUCUCCUGAGAAAGACAAGAAAACCUGGACAUCAAUCCAACUGAAAGAGAUUUUGUCUAUUUUUUCCAAGAUAAUGAAAAAGAGACAGAAGAAGUGCGCAAAAUGCGACUAUAAGAACCCAUCAAUCACAAGUCCUAUAUAUGGCUGGCUGGUCAAGGACACAAGUGCUUCUGCUGUAAGAGCAAAUGCAGUUGCCGACUUUAAACUUAAGGGAGAUGGCAGUGCUCACAAUUCAGGGGAAACUGGGGUUUCUGGUCUUGAUGAAGAACUAACUUCGCCUCAAUCCAAAGGAUCAAUCAAUGAAGCUAGACGCCUUUCUGAUGACACCAUUAAAGAAAUGGUGGCAUCAUCAGGAAAGAAGCAUCUAUUGCCUACAGAGGUUGAAUUUAUUCUCAAGAACUUGUGGAAAAAUGAAGCCAAGUUCUGCAUGUUACUUUGUGACUUCCAGCAGAAUACGUUAAGUGUAUCAGAAAAAAGAAGGGGCUAUGAGAUGUUUUUCUUGAAUAGUCUACUUGUUGCACCAAAUAGAUUCCGUCCGUCAACUAGCUCUAGUCUUGGAAUUAUGGAACAUCCACAAAAUGUUCUGCUAAGUAAAGUGCAAGAAGCCAAUCUUUUGCUCCAGAAUAACAGUGCUGGUUCUGAUCAUAUGGAUGUUCUUAGAAGAUGGAUGGAUCUACAACGGAGUGUAAAUGUGUUAUAUGAUAGUAGCAAAGGCCUCGUAAAAAGCGAGAAGAAUGCUCAUGGUAUACGUCAAUUGUUGGAAAAGAAAGAAGGGGUUCUUCGACAGAAGAUGAUGGGGAAGAGGGUUAAUUAUGCAUGCCGAUCUGUUAUAUCUCCAGAUCCGUACUUGGCUGUUAAUGAAAUUGGCAUUCCUCCUGUUUUUGCAACACGGUUGACGUAUCCUGAGAAAGUAACACCCUGGAAUGCAAAAAAACUACAAGAAGCUGUAAGGAAUGGUGCUGAUAUUCACCCAGGUGCAACACAUUACAGGGACAAUGAUAACAUGUACAAGUUACAGGCAGCGCCUGACAAACGCAGUGCCAUUUCUAGGAAGCUACCUGCAUCCAGAGGAUCAAUUUCUCAGCUAGGGAAAGAUCCAAAUUGCAAAUUUGAAAGCAAGGUUGUAUAUCGUCAUCUUCAAGAUGGUGACAUUGUACUUGUCAAUAGGCAGCCUACGCUUCACAAGCCCAGCAUGAUGGCUCAUUUUGUUCGUGUGUUGCCUGGAGAAAAGACAAUACGAAUGCACUAUGCCAAUUGCAGCACGUACAAUGCUGAUUUUGAUGGAGAUGAGAUGAAUGUGCACUUCCCACAAGAUGAAAUAUCUCGUUCUGAGGCUAUGAAUAUUGUUGAUGCAAACAAGCAAUACAUUGGUCCUAGGAGUGGGGAUGCUGUCAGAGGUCUCAUACAGGACCACAUUGUUGGUGCUGUACUACUGACAAAACAGGACACCUUUCUAAGCCGUGAAGAAUAUAGUCAGCUUGUCUAUGGGUCUUGUGUGCCCUCAAAUUGUGGCCCUCGUCAACCUGGUGUAAAAGUGUCUGCUAUUAAGGAUGAUGGUGCACUAGAACUUGUCCUUCCUGCUAUUUUGAGGCCCAAGCCAUUAUGGACAGGAAAACAGGUUAUAACAACCAUCUUGAAUCAUAUAACAAAAGGCCGUCGUCCAUUCACUGUGGAGCAGAAGGGAAAAAUAACAGAAGAAUUUCUAAUCCCUCCUAAAGAAGAAACAGAAAAAAAGAGAAAAGUAGGAGAGGGAGAAAAGGAAAAAGAAGAAGAAAGAAAAAAAGAUAUUUCCGAACUGGUUUUAUAUGUUCGUGGUAAUGAGCUCAUAAAGGGAAUGAUAGAUAAGGCCCAGUUCGGGAAGUACGGCAUAGUACAUACAGUUCAUGAAUUCUAUGGUGCAGAUACAGCUGGAAUACUGCUCUCAACAUUCAGCCGCUUGUUUACGCUUUUCUUGCAGCUGCAUGGGUUUACUUGUGGGAUAGAUGACCUGCUACUAUCCCAACAAUCCAAUGAAACGAGAAGAAAAAUUCUCGCUGAAAGUGAAGAGAGCGGUACAAAUGUCCACAUGGAAUUUACACAAAAAACUAAAGUGGAUCUUGAAGACCUGGCAUUGGAAAUGAAGGUGGAGAAAGUUGUAAGAAGUAAUGGUGAAUUUGCCACUGUUACAUUGGACAGAAUGAUGAGUAAUAAACUGAACGAGAUAACAACUACAGCCAAUAAAGAAUUAUUGCCUCAUGGUCUAGAAAAGCCUUUUCAUAGAAAUUGUCUCUCUCUUAUGACUGCAACUGGUGCUAAAGGUGGCAUGGUCAACAUGACACAAAUAUCAUCAUUGUUAGGCCAGCAAGCGUUAGAAGGAAAGCGUGUUCCACGGAUGGUUUCUGGGAAGACUUUGCCAUGCUUUCCACCAUGGGAUACUUCUUCAAGAGCUGGUGGUUUCAUCUGUGAUCGAUUUUUAACUGGUUUGCGCCCUCAAGAGUAUUACUUUCACUGUAUGGCAGGCAGAGAGGGGUUGGUUGACACAGCAGUCAAGACAUCCCGCAGUGGAUAUCUUCAGCGCUGUCUUAUUAAAUGUCUGGAAUCGUUGAAAGUCUCAUACGAUCACACUGUACGGGAUGUUGAUGGAUCAAUUGUACAGUUCCAGUAUGGAGAAGAUGGAGUUGAUGUGCUGAAAACUAGCUUUCUCAACAAGUUCAAAGAACUUGCUGAUAACAAAAGAGUUGUCCUUGACAACAUAGGUGGCCGCAAUCAGAUACUGUUUGAUCAGAAAGUAGAAAAGAAAAAGCUGUUACCAAACUUGAAUUGCUACAUUACUAAACUGCCUAAGAAGUUGCGUAAAGAAGCAGCCACAUUUCUUAAGGUAUCAAAGGAAAAGAAAAGCUGUGACAUCGAUGAGGAGGAACUACUGAAGUUACUGAAAAUCAAAUACAUAUAUAGUCUUGUAGAUCCUGGUGAGGCUGUUGGUGUGGUUGCUGCUCAGUCAAUAGGAGAACCUUCAACGCAGAUGACGCUCAACACUUUUCAUCUUGCUGGAAGGGGUGAGAUGAAUGUAACCCUUGGUAUACCUCGUUUAAAAGAAAUUCUGAUGACUGCAUCAGCUAAUAUUAGUACGCCUUUUAUGAAGGGUCCGCUGCUUAAAGGAAAGACUAGGGAAGAUGCUGAGCGGGUGGCUGCAAAGUUUAGAAGAGUUUGUGUGGCUCAUAUAGUGGAGAAAAUUGAAGUAUGCACAGUUCCCUUUUACAACAGUAAUGGGCAUGUUUCGACCCUGUACAAGCUACAAAUGAAACUUUACCCUCAGGAGCAAUACCCUCUGUCGGAUCUUACUGUAGAUGAGUGUCAGGCAACCUUGAGAACAGAUUUUGUUGGUGCAAUGGAAAAUGCAAUUGAUAAGCAUCUAGAUCUGCUACGCAAAAUUAAUAAAAUCCGUGCUGUUAAGGUAGAAGAUACAGAGGGCUCUUUAUCAGAUGGUGGUGAAGAAUCUGAAAGUGGACAUGCUGACGGUGAAGACACUGGUAUGAGUGAUGGUGAUGAUGAAAAUGAUAAUGAAGAUGAUUUGGGAACUGAUGCAGAAAAGAGGAAACGACAAGAGAAAGAUGAGAUGGAGUAUGAUGAUGAUACUGAAAACGAAGAGGAAAUAGAUAGUGAAUCUGAGGAAGAGACCAACAUUAAACGUCAGAGCGAUGAGGAUCCUGCUGAGUCAGGUGAUGAUUUGCUAGAGGCUGAGGAAGAACACAAAACCUCAAAGUCUCAGAUGACUUCAGUGGGCGAAGUGUCAUAUUCUUCCAAAAAGGGGGCAACUUCAAAAGAUAAGCUAAAGGCAGCUAAACUUCAAGAAAAAAGUCAAACUGAUGGUAUAUCAGAUGAGAGUAAAGCGGAUCAAAUAACUUCCAAGCGUGGGAAAAAGUUAAAACGGACUGUCCAUGUUGAAUCCAAAGGUUUGGAUUUUGAGAUUCACUACGCCUUUCAUGAUGAACCUCACAUUCUACUAUCUCAGAUUGCCCAGAAGACAGCUAGGACUGUUUUUGUGAGGGCCUGCAAUAACAUUGGCAAAUGUUCAGUCAUGCCACCGAAAGGUAUCCCUGAGCAUCUGGAAACGUCCGGAGUGAACUUUGAAAUUUUCUACAACCUUGAGGACUACAUUAGCAUCAAUGAGAUCAAGUCAAACGAUAUACAUGCAAUGCUGAAGACAUAUGGGGUGGAGGCUGCACAGGCCACCAUCAUCCAGGAAGUGAAAAGUGUGUUUACCGUCUACGGCAUCGAUGUGGACCCGAGGCACCUGAGCAUGAUUGCCGACUUCAUGACCUUUGACGGCGGGUUCCGACCCAUGAACAGGCUGGGGAUGGGCCAGUUCAGCACCUCACCAUUCGGCAAGAUGACGUUCGAGACGGCGACCAAGUUCAUCGUGGAUGCGGCCACGCAUGGGGAGGCGGACUCACUAGAGUGCCCCUCGGCCAGUGUCUGCCUCGGGAAGCCAGCGAAGGUGGGGACGGGGACCUUUAGUUUGCUACAGAACUUUAGUGUCGAUCAGCCCAUGGUGAUGUAAGCCUGAUUGGUUCCACAAAUUUUGGUUCAAGCUGCUUGUAGGAAAGAAAACGGUAGGAUUUUUUUUAUGGUUGCUGGUCUUGCUGGUUCCGUGGUUGCACCGUGAACCUGAUGACACCGUGCUCUAUGAUAUAGAAAGCUGUGUUUUGUGGAUUGAAUAUUUAUGUGUAAUCCUGGUGUUGACGGUGUAGGCUAUCCCUGGAGUGUUUUGUGGAGUUGAAGUCUUGUUUUGCGCGAGUAUUGUUUUC